This is a messenger RNA of Mauremys mutica (yellowpond turtle), 549 nucleotides long. Its product is annotated as collectin-12-like. Bases 52 to 549 code for a protein of 165 amino acids. The transcript has 3 exons. NCBI's taxonomy places the organism in Eukaryota, Metazoa, Chordata, Testudines, Geoemydidae. The record is from RefSeq and is a predicted model, not a curated record.
GGGCCCCUGGGGGGCACCAGCACAGCGCUGGCUGCAGCCUCCGGAGUCGCUAUGGGCAGAGCCGGGGUGGGAGCAGCUGCACAGGUGCCCCCGGAUGGAACCGGGCAGACACGUCAGCUGCUGCUGCAAGAGCAGAGGCGGCUCCCGGGCCCUGCGGGCUGGAGGGUGAGCUGCGGCCCCUGCUCUCUGGAGCUGGUGGCCGGGCUCUGCCGGUGCUGGAACCAAGCGAUGGCCCCGGGCUGCGGCCGCUCCGAGCCACACCCCGACCCGCGCGGAGCCCCAGGGCGGGGCGAUCGUGUCCCAGCCUGGAGCCCAUCACCCGCCGAGCCGAGCCCCUUCCCUGGCCCAGGGCCUGGCCCCGCCUCCCCGCCUGGCUAUGAAGGCCGCUCCCCGAGCUGCGGCGGUGAGUUUCGGGGUCCGGGUCUGGUCUGGCGCUGCCUGCGAGCCCCAGCAUCGCCUGAGCUUGGGUCUGCAAAAACCCUAGAGCCGGCCCUGGACCCAAGGGAAAGGCUGCUGCAGCUGGUGUCCAGGGAGCUCCAGGCAGCCUAG